Molecule: messenger RNA, 3993 nt
Organism: Coregonus clupeaformis (lake whitefish)
Lineage: Eukaryota; Metazoa; Chordata; Actinopteri; Salmoniformes; Salmonidae
Product: PEX5-related protein-like
Exons: 15
Coding region: 510-2426 (638 amino acids)
Biological process (GO): protein import into peroxisome matrix, docking
Cellular component (GO): cytosol; peroxisomal membrane
Molecular function (GO): protein binding
Source: RefSeq, a predicted model, not a curated record
CACUAUAAGAAGAGGAUGAACCCGAGAAGCGUCAAAACAAUUAUUAAGCGACGGUCGAGAGGCGGAGAGCGGUAGUGUGCACAAUGAAGACAUAACACGGGAGAUUUUACUUGACUAACUGUAUUGUUGUCAAUCCGAAGCCGAGGACCCUGAAGCGUUUGGCAGCGCCGUGAAGAUUUCUGGGCGCCUCGCAUUGAAGUGAGGUCUGGCAGCGCACUUAUCUCUCGCCUGCCGUCGCCUGGCUACCUUUAAAACACCGGCAAAAAAAUACAUGACAAGAACACUUGCAUUUCAGCACCUGAAGAGAGGACAGCUCCUUUCCUUGGCGUAGCAUUCAAAGACUCAACUGGAGCCGGCACUUCUGAGCGAAUUGAAACAUUCUGCCUCUUGUUCCAGAACUCUUUGUACAUAUGAACACUCCCAGUGUAGCUUACUGUAUCUGUAUUGCAAGACUUAAAGUAGCUUAAAAUUCCAUCGUCGCAGAAUCAGGAAUUGACUUUAAACUCAAUAUGUUCCAGGGGCAUUUGCAGGGGAGAGACUCUAGGGCUGCAGAUAAGACUGUUGCCAUGGUGCUGAAGGAGAUACCCAGUAAGGCGUCUUCAGAAGGGAAACCCCUCCUCACCGUGACAACCAAGCUGGUGAGUGAGCAACAAGAGAGCCGCCCCCUGCUCAGCCCCUCCAUCGACGACUUUCUCUGUGAGACCAAGUGCCAUGGAGCUGCCCGCCCAGUGACUUCAAACACAGCAGUUCUGUCCUCCACUUUGGACCUAUUGGACCUCAGCGAGCCAGGAGAGAGGAGGAACAGCAAGCAGGACAAGAAGAGCCCUCUGUUGUCACAUGGGGACCGGCCCAAGAACACGCCUCACCGGAAGAAGAAGACGACGGACGAGACAGAGCUGAUCCAGGUGGAUGUAGAACAGACUGUCCCCAGCUCACACACUCCUGAGAGAGUGUCACUAGACUCAGUCAACAUUGCCUCUCCUUUGGAGAAAUGGGAGGAGCUCAACAUCCACCCUGAACGAAACAGCAGCAGAAAGUGGAAAUUGGAGAGACGGGGUUCAUCGAAAAACUCCUCCAGUGAACUUCUGUGGUCCAUAGACUGCAAAACACAAUCAGAGCCAUUCCCCAAGAGCUCUUUGGAAGUGAAUACCAUAGCAGAGGCGGAGCCAGCUCUAGCAGAGGCGGAGCCAGCUCUAGCAGAGGCGGAGCCAGCUCUAGCAUUUCAACUCAACAGACAGUAUAUUAGUGGAAGACAUGGCCGUUUGAGUAAAGAGCGGUUCGGUGGCGGUGCCCUCCUGUCCAGAAACCAGUCCCUGGAGGAAGAGUUUGAGCGCGCCAAGGCAGCUGUGGAGUCAGACACAGAGUUCUGGGACAAGAUGCAGGCAGAGUGGGAGGAGCUAGCACGACGGAACUGGCUAACGGAGAACGAGCAGGCCCAGAUCCCCUCCAGUGUGUCUCCUCACGAGAAGGGAUACUACUUCCACAUGGACAACCCCUACAAGGACUGGCCAAACGCGUUUGAGGAAGGUCUUCGAAAGUCCAAAGAGGGAGACCUGCCCAACGCUGUGCUGCUACUGGAGGGGGCCAUCUUGCAGGACCCCCAGGACUCAGAGGCUUGGCAGGUGUUGGGGACCACCCAGGCCGAGAAUGAGAAUGAGCAGGCAGCUAUCGUCUCCCUCCAGAGGUGUCUGGAGCUCCACCCCAACAACCUCCAGGCCCUCAUGGCCCUGGCGGUGAGCCUGACCAACACGGGCAUGAGGCAGGACGCCUGCGAGGCACUGCUGCGCUGGCUCCGCCACAACUCCAAGUACAAGCACCUACUGAAAGGAAAGAGCCACCUGGCGGGCUCCCCGGGCUCCCAACGUAGGAUGUCUCGUGUCUCUACUGUGGGCAGAUAUGAGAGCUCUCUACUGCCUGAGGUGAAGGAUCUGUUUCUGGAGGCGGCCCAGCAGAACAGGGACACCGACCCAGACCUGCAGACGGGCCUGGGAGUGCUGUUUAACAUUAGCGCAGAGUUCAACAAAGCUGUGGAGGCCUUCAAUGCUGCCCUGACGGUGCGGCCAGAGGACUACCUGCUGUGGAAUCGCCUGGGGGCCACACUGGCUAACGGGGACCGCAGCGAGGAGGCGGUAGAGGCUUACACCCGAGCCCUGGAGCUCCAGCCGGGCUUCAUUAGGUCCCGGUACAACCUGGGCAUCAGCUGCAUCAACCUGGGAGCACACCGGGAGGCGGCCAGUAACUUCCUAACAGCCCUGAGUCUGCAGAGGAAGAGCCGCAGUCAGCAGCUCUCGCACCAGGUCAUGUCGGGGAACAUCUGGGCCGCCCUGCGGAUAGCCCUCUCCAUGAUGGACCAGCCGGAGCUCUUCCAGGCGGCCAACAUCGGAGACUUGGACCUUCUCAUGAAAGCGUUCAACCUGGACAUGUGAGUGGAGAUGGGCCUUGGCGACGAGUCUCUACUCUCCUACCAACAGGCCUUGGAGACGAGUCUCUACUCUCCUACCAAAUGCCAAAAACCCAAAGUGUACAGAUGGAAAGAGCUGUUUUGUCCAGUUAAUGACGAGUGUGUGGUCUAUUUUUGCGAGCACUAGCCUAUCUUUAUUACUUCUAAGUACCUCUGCGGUCUUCCUGAGUACUGCAUGUGCUCCAAGAGUCUAUUUUGCAAUGGAUUUGCACUGCAAUUUGUGAUUUCCCCGAAGAGCACAAGGACGGGCAAAGACUGUACAAGUAAUGCCUUAGAGAACACAGUAAUUAAAACUAACUCAUUGGAACUGAGUGAGAGAGAAUGAGAAACGCUGAGACUGCUUUUGCUGAACAGUGUUGAGGUUUGACAAGAACGGUUUCCUCAUCCAAAUACUUUUAGAGUCUUCGGAUUAUCACACCGACCUAAAGGAAGGAUUUAGAAAGUAACAUCAAUAAAGACUACACCAUAAGCCAUGGGACUCUGAGACAGUUUUCAGCAGAGAAUCAAUAUUCUUUUUUGGGCUUGGUUUUAUCCUCUUUUCACUGCAUGAAAACUAAAGCAGUUUAUAACUGUUUUUCCUGUCUUGGACUCUGCACUUUGAAAAACAAACAGAUAAUUUCCUCUUAUCUUAAUGAAACAAGCCAGAUUGUAAAGCCUUACUCGAAACGCAUGCUAAAACGAGAUAUAUUUACACUAUUUUUAUGGCAACCAAUGUAAGCCAUUUUCAGAUUCAUUUUUGACUUCCUCGAACACUUGGCAUCCUCCGAAUUCUUCAUGUUUUGUGGAGUUUUCAGCUCCUCAUUUCACUCGUUCUAUUUUUCCCUCACUGGUUUGAGAGAAGCACACAUUAGCUGGACAAGAUGGACCCUUAUCUUUCCCUCAGAGCUGGUAAUGUACUUCACACGUGUCAGAAAACACUUUCUGUUGAAUCUGUUCAUGUUGGUGGUGAUGGCUGGGAUGACCUUUAAAACUAUUCACUCAUGUCACAUGACUAAUGACUAAAUCAAAAGGAUUAAGCGUGGUAGCGAAUGGAUUUUGAGGCAUUACACUCUUUUCUAGAAGACAGCAUGUGACUUGCAAACUAACAUCUGUGACGCUGCUAGACUAGUCAGCCAUCUUAUGUGUAAUAUGUUUGAAGGCAGCACAAAGGCCCUUCGUAAAAAGUUAUAAAACGUCACAUCAGCUCACGUCAUGUUUACCUAGUUUACACAGUGAUAUAUCAACAUCUACAUGUGCCCAUUCAAGUGUUGUUUUAUGUAGGAGGUUCUUUGCUUUACUAAUGAAUGUCAAACAUUCCAUAGUAUCUACUGGUUCUACUCUAAAGUGUUAACAAAAUAAGCCCAAAAAAUAAAAAGCCACAAGAACUAUACCCUCUUAUGAGAGACUACUACUCUACAAGAUCCCUACUCUGAAGGAAUUCUACUCUCAACACUAUCCCUUAACGGGUCCUUAAGUCGCUAGAUGGCUGAGUAGUCUAGCAGCAUCAUUUACAUUUUAGUCAUUUAGCAGACGCUCUUAUCCAGAGCGACUUA